This is a messenger RNA of Balaenoptera acutorostrata (minke whale), 4840 nucleotides long. It is a transcript of the gene STIMATE, whose product is annotated as STIM activating enhancer. Gene Ontology annotation, cellular component: membrane; cortical endoplasmic reticulum. Gene Ontology annotation, molecular function: calcium channel regulator activity. The transcript has 8 exons. Lineage: Eukaryota; Metazoa; Chordata; Mammalia; Artiodactyla; Balaenopteridae. The record is from RefSeq and is a predicted model, not a curated record. Gene Ontology annotation, biological process: activation of store-operated calcium channel activity. The coding region runs from base 132 to 1016 and encodes 294 amino acids.
GCCGAGUCGGCCGCGGGGCGGAGGUACCGGCUCCCGGCUCGGACUCUGGGCUCGGCGGCGAGGGCCCCGCAGGUAGCGAAGCCCGGCGGGCGGGCGGGAGGCGGCGCCCAGCGCCCCUCGCCAGGCCCGCCAUGCAGGGUCCUGCCGGGAACUCGAGCCAUUCAAUGCCGGGCGGGCCGCCUUCCACCGUAGCGUCCGGCGCGGGCCGCUGCGAGAGCGGUGCGCUCAUGCACAGUUUCGGCAUCUUCCUGCAGGGGCUGCUCGGCGUCGUGGCCUUCAGCACGUUGAUGCUCAAACGCUUCAGAGAACCAAAGCAUGAAAGACGUCCUUGGAGGAUAUGGUUUUUAGACACUUCCAAACAAGCCAUAGGAAUGCUGUUCAUCCACUUUGCAAAUGUAUACCUAGCAGAUCUCACUGAAGAGGACCCUUGCUCACUGUACCUCAUCAACUUCCUCCUGGACGCCACCGUGGGCAUGCUGCUCAUCUACAUGGGCGUGCGCGCCGUCAGCGUCUUGGUGGAGUGGCAGCAGUGGGAGUCCCUGCGUUUUGGCGAAUAUGGAGACCCUCUGCAGUGCGGAGCCUGGGUUGGACAGUGUGCCCUUUACAUCGUGAUCAUGAUUUUUGAAAAAUCUGUCGUCUUCAUUGUCCUCCUCAUACUUCAGUGGAAGAAGGUGGCCCUGUUGAAUCCCAUUGAAAACCCAGACCUGAAGCUGGCCAUCGUCAUGCUGAUCGUCCCCUUCUUUGUCAAUGCUCUGAUGUUUUGGGUAGUGGACAAUUUCCUCAUGAGAAAGGGAAGGACGAAAGCUAAACUAGAAGAAAGGGGAGCCAACCAGGACUCGAGGAAUGGCAGCAAGGUCCGCUACCGAAGGGCCGCGUCCCACGAGGAGUCGGAGUCUGAGAUCCUGAUCUCGGCCGAUGAUGAGAUGGAGGAGUCCGAUGUGGAAGAGGACCUCCGGAGACUGACCCCCCUGAAGCCCGCAAAGAAAAAGAAGCACCGCUUCGGGCUGCCUGUAUGACGCAUCCUCGAGCUGGGGUCAGGUCGGGGCCCGGCCAGCCACCGGUUGGCCGAGGGUCGCUCUGCUGCGUCUUCCCUUCCCUCCUCUCUCUGCCCCUCUUCUACCUCCACUCCUCCCACGGUCUCUGCCCACUCCUAGACUACUGUGACCCGAGGGAGGGAGGCCGCUGGCCCGGCGUGGCAGCUGGAGGUCCCCACUCAGUUGCACUACAAACACUGACCAAAUAUGCAAGCGAGGCGUUUUGUUUGUGUGUUGUCGUCCCAAGCGGUGUUGUGAGGGACCCAGAAGCCCUGUCCUGCGUCUGGCCGGGUGGCCUCGAGGAUGAGAACUCACGUGCACACAGACCGUGGGUGGAGCCUUUUGCCAAGGCUCAGGGGAAUGUGAAGACGUAACACGUUUGGGGGCUAAAAGUUACACAUUGACCAGGUUGGAACCGCAACGCUUUCUUACUCGAAAUGGCUUUUGUAACUAUUGAUUUCUAUAGCUGGUUUUAUGAGCUGUCACAGUGUUAAUGUUUUUUGAGUAUAUGUUUAUUUCCUAUGGGACUCAUGGGCAAAACAUAGAUUUUUAAGUCUUCCGUAUGCUGUUAACUUUUAUAUUUUUAAGUUAUAUUUUCAUACUAUUGUAUUUAAAAACUCUUUUUAAUCCCCAAAGAAAUGGGUUUGUUUGCCUUUCAUGGGUUGUGAACUGGUGGGAGGAAAAAGUCGGGAAUUUUUUAUUUGGAACAUUGUUAGGUAAUCUACGAUCAGAUGAGGUAAAUGAUUCCGGUAGGAAGGGAGGUGGGCCCUCAUCUGAAAUCAACAAACCCGGUGGUUCUGCAAAGGUCAGGCCUGGGCAGGAAGUGGCCGGUCCAAAUGUGGAUCCAGGGCCCUGUGAGGGUGGAACAGGAAGGGCUCUGCCCAGGGCCCACCAGCUCCUUGGCACUUCUGCUGGCAGGUUAGAGGUCUUAGUGAAACAUGCCAGAAAAAGGAGCGUAAGAGGAUGUUGUGUCCAGAGAAAUUGAGACUCCGAGCCACUCCUGUUUGUUCCCUGCCUCUCUUCAGAGCCUCCAGACCUGAAGUUUAAAACACAAUCUCGGCCUCCCUGCCUCCCAUGGUGCAGCCUUCAGAACCAGGCUCUGGACCCAGCUCUGGGAACUUCCUCUCAGGCUACGCCUUGCCUAUCAGCUUAGUGUUGUCGACUCGUCUUCUAGAGAACGCCUGUCUGACCAAGUGAUCCUGUUUUUCACAUCCUCCAGACCAGCGGGUGGAGGUGAGCGAGCUUGCUCUCUGCAUCCACAGGCAGGACGAGGUGCUUCAAAGCUUGUGGCCCCCACUCCCCAGCAUGGGCAUAGGCCCCGUGGCUUUGGGAGUCUGCUGCCCGGCAGUGGAAUGGGCUGACCCAGGUACUUGCCCUGCUGUGGGAGCAGCAGCCCAGUGUUUUGUCCCAGCCCGGAGGCAGUCAUGGAAGUUUAGGAAUAGAGAACCGCAUGGCUAAGGUGCGAGCUGGAAGUGAGAUCAGUGCAGGGAGGUCACGCCACCCAGAACCUUCUUUUUAGGUUCCUACCUAAAAACCUACAUAAAAACGUGUCACUGAAGCAGAUUGGGUCUGAACUGUGACGUGUGAGCCACGCUGUUAAACCAGGCAUCCUGGGCCUGUCCUCUGCUUCCCACGGUCUCACCUUGUGUGGGUCAUGGAGGGACAAGCCUUGCAGAGGCCUUCUCAGCCUGUCGUCCUGUAGGAGUCCAGAGGGCCAGAGGAGCUGGGACGUGAAUUGCAGUGGGCGGCAACUCUGUUACGGUGGGCACCUGCAGCUGGAGAGGAGAGCAGGGUGAGAUUGGAGCCCAUCUCCACUCUCCCUUAGCUUUGCUCUCAUUUUAUGCUCCUCCCCCCUUCCACCCUCGGCUGUGUUAGUGGGGGCCUCCCCACUGGGAAGAGCAGGACUGACAUCGGUCCUGGUAGGUGGCAGGCAUCACUGACUUGCCUUACUCUGUCCUCCUGUUUUGUCUUGGUUCGAAUAACCUGUGGUCGCAGCUGUUUCCUGCACCUCCCUGAGCCCAGAAUCUGAGCUUCACUUUCAGUCUUGAGCUCCUCAUGUUUCCAAACCAGGGACGGGGGUGGGGAAGCCGCAGGUGUGAAGGAUGGAAACUAUGUGUUAUACAGACGCCAGAUGAUCUGCUCAUCUCAAGGCUCGUCCCAGCGCCUGCUGGGCAGUGGGUUUGGGGGACAAAGAGGUAGCGAGCGAUCAGUGGUUUCUCCCUGUAUCCUGAUUUUGGAAGGGCUUUAGUCUCUGAGCCUCAGUUGUAUAGCUGGCUAACUAGGACAUGGACGUGUAACAGGGAGUCUGAUCGUACAGGGCCUUGUCAGCGUGCGGGCCUAAACGGCGUGGCCUGAUGUGUUUGGCCUUAUCCCUGGGACAAGCUUCCUCACCACCUGCUCCAAGGUGCCUUAUGAGGUGCAGCUCUUCACCUGCCACAUGGCAAGCAUCAUUGUGCUUGAGAAACCACGGGACACCAACUGGGUAUUGUGCGCCAUCCAUCUGAUUUGUCCUAAUCUGGACCUCAGCCAAGCCACCCAUAAUGGAAACUUGUAAGUCAAGGCCAUGAACGAGUUUCUUGUAACUGAUAGAAAUAACCCGGUGAGGUAGAACUGUCAAAUCUGAAUGGAAGAGAUCGUUGUACAAUGCCCAUUUUUCCUUUCGCUGACAGUGGGAUAUUGACAAUGGCAAGGAGGGAUGUUGGUGAGAUCCCAGGCAGUGGCUUCUUGGUCUGCUCAGCCCAAAGACCUGCCACGUGAAGGCCCGUCAAUUAGCCUUCAGGCACACUGGUGGCCUCUUGCCUCAAGCUUUAACCUGUGCCUCUUCCUGACAAUAGGAGUCAUGGGUUAGUGUUGACCUGUCAUGCCUUUAAAGGGAAAAUAUAUAAAGGCUCAAAUUCAGGUUGUUUCUUCCCCUCCUCAGUGUGGGCCUGGAGGCUGGAGCCCGGAGUCCCUGUCUGAAGGCUGCCCCAGGAGCCUGGAGGGAAGAGCAGCUGUCAGCAGCUCACUCUGCCCUCCAGACUGCAGUUCACUGGCCUUUUUGCAGCCAGGCAAAUGCAGACGGCUCUGGGAACUUGCCAGUCAGCCAGAGCAGCCACCUUGUAGGGGACAGGGCCGGCCUUUAGAAGUUUCACAUGUUUCCAACUAGGAGGGGAGAGCUCUGUGUUUUACCCUGUGAAACAUUGGCAGCUCUGAAGGGCUUUGCUCUUGGGGAGGGACCUUGAGCUCCUGAGUGGGUGGGUGGGUUGGUUUAAUUUGAUUUCUCUUUUCAUGAAGUUUAUUAGAAGUCAGACCUAUGUGAGCAAACCAUGACCGACUUCCACUGCCCUCCCAGUGGGGGUGGUUAAAUUUGUGGUGUUACGAUUCACAGAAACACAUUUUUGAAAUGAAAGGGAAGACGAUGUACUUACAUUGUGAAGUGGUUUACAAUAAAGUUUGACAUCUUAUUACAGUUUUUUAAAAAAAGAAACCAUCACUUUUGUGGUUGCUGGUUGUGUGUUCUGUGAAGUUGAAACAGCUUAGUGGGGGUCAAGAAAAUGGCCCCAGUGAGUUGGAAGGUUCUCCCCAGAAAACAGAGUGAGAAUGAAUCUGACAUCUCCUUAUGGCAGAUGUGGGAGCCAAAACCUGCCAAGGGGAAAAAACCAAACAUACUCUUGCCAUUUCCACUUCCCUGUUAAUGCAAGUAAAAGCCACUCUGCCUGCCCCCCGCCCCCCGAGGAGUGAAGGGUGCCGGAGAGAUGGAGUGUGAGGAGUGAACAUCCCACAUCCUUGUUCCUGAGGCCACAGGGCUGGAAGGCAGGUGCCCCCCU